GGACCGUGAACUGUCAACAUGUCUUUGGCAGAUGAGCUUUUGGCAGAUUUGGAAGAAAAUGAGGCUCCAGAGGAGGAAGUCAUGGACACUGAGGAUGCUGAACGCUGAGAUGAUGAGCAUGUCUUUGUAAGGCCUGCUAUCCCUUCAAAAAUUGAGGACGAGGUGAAAGUGACCAACAUCCGUCAGCUUGCUAAAUUACAUGACUCCGAUCAGCUGAAGUCAAUACUUGAACAGAUAGAAACUUAUAGAUAUAAAGUACGAAAACCCGAAGAUAUUGUUGGGCCUGUGGAGCAAGAUCCCGAAUAUUUGCUUAUUGUGGAAGCAAAUAAUAUUGCAGUUGAGGUUGAUAAUGAAAUAGGUGUUAUUCACAGAUUCACUCGAGAAAAGUAUUCUAAACGAUUCCCUGAGUUGGAAUCCUUGGUUGUUGGACCAUUGGAAUAUGUCAUGACGGUCAAGGAACUGGGAAAUGAUCUGGACAAUGCAAAGAACAAUGAACAACUGCAACAAUUCCUUACACAAGCCACCAUCAUGGUUGUCUCUGUAACUGCAUCUACCACUCAAGGGCAAGCAUUGACACCAUCUGAAUGGGAAAGCAUAGUAGAAGCAUGUGAAAUGGCCAUUAACUUAAACAAUUACAAACUUCGCAUUUAUGAAUAUGUUGAGAGUAGAAUGGCAUUUAUUGCACCAAAUCUGUCUCACAUUGUUGGAGCCUCUACUGCAGCUAAAAUGAUGGGUGUUGCUGGUGGUCUCACAAAUCUUUCCAAAAUGCCAGCUUGCAAUGUCCUACUCCUUGGAUCGCAAAAGAAAACCCUGUCAGGAUUCUCACAGGUCACUACCCUUCCACACACUGGUUUUAUAUAUUAUUCAGAAAUAGUGCAAGAUGCUCCUCCAGAUCUCCGAAGGAAGAUGGCAAGGCUAGUUGCAGGCAAAGGAAUUUUGGCUGCCAGAGUGGAUGCAUCCCAUGAAAGUGCUGAUGCACACAUUGGUCAGAUGUUCCGAGAAGAAAUUGAAAAGAAGUUGGACAAAUUAACAGAACCACCGCCAGUCAAGUUUGUAAAGCCAUUGCCAAAGCCAAUCGAUCCAUCCCGUAAGCGGCGUGGUGGAAAAAGAGUGCGUAAGAUGAAAGAGCGGUAUGCUGUCACAGAACUAAGGAAACAACAAAACAGACUGAACUUUGCUGAUAUUGAUGACGAUGCCUAUCAAGAAGAUCUUGGUUACAAUCGAGGUACUAUUGGCAAAACUGGUACUGGCCGGAUCAGGCUACCUCAGGUUGAUGAGAAAACCAAAGUGCGAAUUUCGAAAACACUUCAAAAGAAUCUUCAGAAACAACAGCAAGUUUGGGGUGGUAGCACCACAGUCAAGAAGCAAGUUUCAGGAACAGCUUCCAGUGUUGCUUUCACACCAUUACAGGGUCUGGAAAUUGUUAACCCUCAAGCAGCUGAGAAAAAUGUCAGUGAGGCUAAUGCAAGAUAUUUCUCCAACACUGCUUCAUUUGUUAAGAUUCAAAAGAGUUAAAUUUUUAAUCAAGAUGGAAUCAUGUGUAAUUUAUGUUUAGAGUUUAAUUCCUCCUCAAUUAAAAAGUUGUUUCCAACCUGCUGUUCAAA
Molecule: messenger RNA, 1604 nt
Organism: Thrips palmi
Lineage: Eukaryota; Metazoa; Arthropoda; Insecta; Thysanoptera; Thripidae
Gene: Prp31
Product: U4/U6 small nuclear ribonucleoprotein Prp31
Biological process (GO): mRNA splicing, via spliceosome; spliceosomal tri-snRNP complex assembly
Cellular component (GO): U4 snRNP; U4/U6 x U5 tri-snRNP complex; precatalytic spliceosome
Source: RefSeq, a predicted model, not a curated record